Molecule: messenger RNA, 4132 nt
Organism: Sarcophilus harrisii (Tasmanian devil)
Lineage: Eukaryota; Metazoa; Chordata; Mammalia; Dasyuromorphia; Dasyuridae
Gene: TPM3
Product: tropomyosin 3
Exons: 8
Coding region: 268-1014 (248 amino acids)
Biological process (GO): actin filament organization; muscle contraction
Cellular component (GO): actin filament
Molecular function (GO): actin filament binding
Source: RefSeq, a predicted model, not a curated record
GGGGGGGUUGAGGGUGCAGUCAGUCGGCAAGUCAGUCCUCGGGGUCGACACACAAGCCCCGCCCCUCGCUCCCCCACCCGUCUCCCUCCCGGCCCGCAGCCUUCCCGCCUGGUUGGCGGAGGGAGGGGAGAAGGGGAGCGGGGCCGUCGUCACAUCCGGACGGAGUGGGCGAGUUCCGGUAUUUCAGGGCGGAGCAGGCGGAAGUAGGGUUGAGAAGCGGCAGCAGCACCGAGCGGAGGAGGCAGCAGCCGGAGCGGGGCGGGCACCAUGGCUGGUAUCACCACCAUCGAGGCGGUGAAGCGCAAGAUUCAGGUUCUGCAGCAGCAGGCCGAUGACGCCGAGGAGAGGGCCGAGCGUCUCCAGCGGGAGGUGGAGGGGGAGAAACGGGCCCGGGAACAGGCUGAGGCUGAGGUGGCUUCCUUGAACCGUCGGAUCCAGUUGGUAGAAGAGGAGCUGGACCGUGCUCAGGAGCGCCUGGCUACAGCUCUGCAGAAGUUAGAGGAGGCAGAGAAGGCAGCUGAUGAGAGUGAGAGAGGUAUGAAGGUCAUUGAAAAUCGGGCCUUGAAGGAUGAAGAAAAGAUGGAGCUGCAAGAAAUCCAGCUGAAAGAGGCUAAGCACAUUGCUGAAGAAGCAGACAGGAAGUACGAGGAGGUGGCCCGAAAGUUGGUAAUCAUUGAGGGAGACUUGGAGCGCACAGAGGAGCGGGCCGAGCUGGCAGAAUCUAAGUGUUCUGAGCUGGAGGAGGAGCUGAAGAAUGUCACCAACAACCUCAAAUCUCUUGAGGCUCAGGCGGAGAAGUAUUCUCAGAAAGAAGACAAAUAUGAGGAGGAGAUAAAAAUUCUUACCGAUAAACUCAAGGAGGCAGAGACUCGUGCUGAGUUUGCUGAGAGAUCAGUAGCCAAGCUGGAAAAGACAAUUGAUGACUUGGAAGAUGAGCUCUAUGCCCAGAAACUGAAGUACAAGGCCAUUAGUGAGGAAUUGGACCACGCCCUCAAUGACAUGACCUCUAUGUAACUAUCUGACAGCAGAGGGGUUGGGCUUUUGUCUUUGGGAGGACAGGGUGUGCAGAGAGUGCUGUGCAGUUUUGGUGUCUGUCUUAGGAAACACUAACAUCUCCACCCUUGCCCUCAGUAUCAGAAUAAUGUGCUGGUUACUGAUUUGGCCCAUGAGAAGGCGAUGAGAAAUCUGGGAACAUUUCCCCCAGCCAUCUGUGGUCUUGUUUUGUAAAGUGUAGAUACAACAUACCUUUUGUUUGUGCUACGUUUGUUACAUUGUCUCUUGUCUUGGUUUCCUUACUGAGCAAGGUGCUUUGGCUAAGGAAGUUCGUUUCCAAAUAAGAAAUUGGAACACAUUGUAAAUGACUUGCUUGGAUUUGAGAAAUCCAUCUUUACAAAGCAAAAGUCCCCCUACAGUGGACAUUGUAGUACUUUGUCAAAGUACUACAGAGGAGGUUAAGUUGUUUCCUCUUUUAAGACUUCAUCUGAGUCUUAGAAAUGAGUGGGAAGUAACCAGCAUCAGAAAGAAUUGUCUAGGACUUUUUUUUCCUGUUUGUGGAUUUUGAUUCUUGAGUCUAAUCUUUGACUUUCUCCCUCUUUCCUACUAAUUCAAAAAAAAAAGCCUAAGUCUGGCUAUAAUUCCUGCUUCCUCUUUUCUUAUCCCUACUACUUCUCUUUCCUUCGUGUGCCUUGACUGUUAAAAGCCCCUCUCAUCUGGGGUCUCAUUCUCACUUCUCCACACAGAUAAGCUCUCACCGUUUCUGCUCUGUUCCGGAUCUGCCCCCUCCGCUUGGGGAAAGCACCCUUCUCAGCACCCCAACAUCCUGUGCUCUUCCUGGAUUCCAUUUGGGUGGGCCCGGCUGGUCCUCAGGGCAUCGGAUGGGGGGGUUCACAAAGCAUUUAUUUAUGUAUUUAGUCACCCUUUUCCAUACCAAAUUAAAAUGUUUCCAAGCUGCUGGAUGCCUCACUGCCCAGCGUUUGUGUUCUUGACAAAGAUGUUGCUGUUCAAAGGAAGGGAACUGUCUUGGAACUGCCUUGUCAGGGAUGUGGUAUGGGGAGCAGACAUGGUGGACUUUUCCUUCCUCAAUGUGUGAAAUCAAAGCUGUUUUUUGUGUCUUGCUUAUUCUUUCCUGAGGUUUUGUUUGACUAUCAGAAUAGUAUAUAAUUCAGAGUUCUUAGGAGAAAAUUGUGUUGAAGUCGAUCCUUGUUUUCCAAAUUCCUAAACCAUUCCAUCCCCAAGUGUCUUCUAUGCUGUUCUUGACUUACAGUGAAAAGCACCUUCUAACACCUAAGUCUAAUGAUUGAAACAUCUGCUAUUCUAACAGAAGACUUGUCCCACCUUUUCUCAGUUUCCUCAUAGGAAACAUAGCCUCUAGUCAUUUAGGUCUCGUGCAUUCCAUAAUGACAAUCAUAUUUAGGAAUGACUCUUCUCCUUCCCUCUCCAUUUUCUCAGAACCACCCGACAGGCUUCUAUCCUGAAAGGGAAACUAGACCUAAUAAAAAGUCAGCAACUUCAAACAUGCUUCCUUUGCUCUUCCUCCUUGGAAAGAAUUUCAGGGAAAUAUUACUGAUUAAACAACCAUUUCAUUGAACAUCUAUCAUGGUCAGGAGGAAACAAUAAAAUAAAAAAUCUCCCCCCCUCACAUGAGGGAUAAGAAAUUCACAUGCUUGUUAUAGAGCGGAAUAUGGUGAGUACUUUUAGAUUGUUGAGCUCUUAUACAAGUUUAGAGGAAGUAAACUUUGAUUAUAACUGAGGUUGAGACAGCUUCACAAAGAAUGGGUAGGGUUUUUUGAUGAAGGGAAGACCAAGUAAAAAUCUUCCAAACUAAAGAGGAUGGAGAUGAGAAAUCACAUUUGGAGAAUGAUAAAAUAAUAUCCCUCUGCUCCAGCCAAAUUUGUCAUUAGCAACAUUGGGAAGAUUAAGGAUUUUGUUUUUUCUGCCAAGGAGUCUGGACCUUAAUAGAAAGUGAGGUGCCCUUGGAGAUUUUUAAAUGAGGGAAAGACUUGGAUCUCAUAUGUGUAGCAUUAGAAGUGGAUGCUACAAGUAUUUCCCUUUUAUAGUUGGAUAAAUUUAGGUUUAGGGAGUGAUGUUCGGGGUCACAUAGUUUAGUAUGUAUCCAUGCUAGGACUCCCAUCUUCUGACUGAUCUUUUUUCUACCAGACUCUACAUAGAGCAUGAUAUGUUUAAGAUUGGUCAGGCAACCAUUUGUAGCAUGGAUUAAAGGAAUGUGAAAGAGGUAAUGGGGUGGAGGAAAGACCUUUGGGAAAGUUCAGUGAAGUGUUAGUAAAGGACUGAACUUGAGUGACAGAAGUGGUAAUGGAAAGGAAAAGGUAUGAACAGGAAAUUAAGGGAGUUUUUGAAUUUGGGUGAUAAGGAAUGGUAGUAAUAGUAUUACUAGGAGAGGCAUGCUGUAGUAGAGGACUUUUGAUGGUGAUGCUUCCUCAUGGAGCUGAAGCUAUUAAUAUAGUCACGAACAGGAAAAAUUAAAAACUAAGGACAGGAUUUAGAGAGGAACAACAGGAGUCAGUUUGUAGGGGAGGAAGAAAGAGGGGAAAGAAAGUGUCUGUUGUUAGGGUGGUAUCACAGAACUCGAGGGGUAUUAAUCUAGUGUUAAAAUGCAGAGUAACAAUAAAGAACUGGGGAAACAAUUUGUUCAGAGAAUAAGUUUAGUAACCCCUGGGGAGGGGUACAGGAUAGGUUUACUAGGAACUGGCUGAAUUCUUUGGAAGUGAUUAAAUGAGAUGUGGUGACUUCACUCUUGAGAGCCACAUUUUAUGGAGGUUGAUAAAUUUCUUUAAGUAUUCAGUGUUACGUGGAAGAAAAAGAUUAGUCUUGUUCUAUUGAUACCAUAGGGUAGAAUUGGAUAGAAAGAAAGCUAAGUGCAUCUUUUCUCAAUGAAAGGAAUGGUUUCAGGAAAUGAUCCAAGAAUUGGAGUUGGGCUGUUUCAUAGAUAGAAAGGAGUAAAUUAUGGACUUUUCUCUAAAGGAUGAAAGGGCAGAAUUAUCUUGUUAGGAAUGGUUGAAUUCUUUAUUUGCUUAGAUGGUUUCUGAGAUUCCUUACAACUUGAAGAUCAUAACUACCAUUUUUGAAGUUUGACAUAAUAGGGUUAGUUUUUAAUAUGAAAGACCCAACACAA